Messenger RNA from Solenopsis invicta (red fire ant), 4817 nucleotides. RefSeq names its product tyrosine-protein kinase Src42A (gene Src42A). The transcript has 6 exons. The record is from RefSeq and is a predicted model, not a curated record. The coding region runs from base 874 to 2391 and encodes 505 amino acids. Gene Ontology annotation, biological process: cell surface receptor protein tyrosine kinase signaling pathway; protein phosphorylation; innate immune response. Lineage: Eukaryota; Metazoa; Arthropoda; Insecta; Hymenoptera; Formicidae. Gene Ontology annotation, cellular component: extrinsic component of cytoplasmic side of plasma membrane. Gene Ontology annotation, molecular function: non-membrane spanning protein tyrosine kinase activity; signaling receptor binding; ATP binding.
GCCUACUUUCUAAGCUCUAUCGAGGUGAGAGGCGCCGAUCGCACACGCGCGCGAGCGCGCGCGCGUGUUCUAUCGCCGCGUUCUCCUCCGCGCCACGAAACCUCCACACGGCUGGUCGAUCGGGUGAUCGCCGAACGCUCUGCUACGAACGCGCGUCGCGCCGAGCCGUCAUACGAGGGGAUCGCGUCCCGUUGUCGCAGGUUCCGCGUCCGAUCUCCGUUUGACGCGAUGCGCCAGGUAGUCCGCCGGUGCAGCCGUGCAGCGUCGUCCCAGGGAUUCGGGUUCACCGGAGAAUGCGCGGAGGCACCGCCUCGCCACGGCCCUUCCACGCGGAUGUGAUCCUUCCGGCGCGGCACCUCGCCUCCUCUCGUCGCGAUAUCGUCCCGCCGUCGCGUCUUCGCGAUCCGUUCUUCUCGGAUCGACGACGACGCACUCGACGCACCAGCAGCAACAGCAGCAGCAGCAGCAGCUGACGGAUCACCUCGCUCCAUCUCCGGGGUGUCCUUGUGCGCGGGUGGACCUCUCCUCCUUGCUCCAGAUAACGAACCACGAUCGACGAUCGAUCGAAUUAACGUGCGUCGACUCGCUCUUGAUUUUUCGACGCCCACGUAUCCGGCGAUCGCCGCCGAGCGACGAUCGUGAACUUAAACGAGCUCUCUUGGCGUUGCCCCUCUAACACACACACACAUACACACACACACACACACGCAUACGUACGCGCCAGUGAUCGCGGUUGGUGGUGCGCGUUAAAUGCGAGGUGGCGGAACGCGACUCGUGUCUCAACGUGGCCGAGCAACGUGAUAGCGACAACGUGAUUUGAGGGACGGGCUCUCGAGAUCGUGACAAAUCCGCGAUAAAGCCGACGGCCGAAACAUGGGGAACUGCUUCAGCAGCCCGACGGACGUGGAGAAGGAGAAGCCGGACAGGAUCGGCAAUCCCAGCAUAGAGGCGGUCGCGUCACAGGUCAGCCCGGUGCCGACGCCGCCGCCGGAUCCCAUCAGGCCGAUCCCGCAGAUUCCGGACAUGGACGUCGCAACCGCCAAGAUAUUCGUCGCCCUGUACGACUACGACGCCCGCACGGACGAGGAUCUGAGCUUCAAGAAGGGCGAGCACCUGGAGAUCAUCAACGACACCCAGGGUGACUGGUGGCUGGCCAAGAGCAAAAGGACCAGGCAGGAGGGCUACAUUCCCAGCAAUUACGUUGCCAAAUUGAAGUCGAUCGAGGCUGAACCAUGGUAUUUUAGGAAGAUUAAGCGGAUCGAGGCCGAGAAAAAAUUGCUGCUGCCGGAAAACGAUCACGGCGCGUUUCUGAUAAGAGACUCCGAGAGCCGACACAAUGAUUACUCCCUUUCAGUGCGCGACGGCGAUACGGUGAAGCACUACCGUAUUCGUCAACUGGACGAGGGCGGCUUCUUCAUCGCCAGGCGAACCACGUUCAGGAAUCUGCAGGACCUCGUGGAGCACUAUAGCAAAGACGCGGACGGUCUGUGCGUCAAUCUGUGCAAGCCUUGCGUGCAGGUUGAGAAACCCGUAACGGAGGGCCUUAGUCACCGCACGCGGGACCAAUGGGAGAUCGACCGUUCGUCACUGAAAUUCCUGAGGAAGCUUGGCCAGGGCCAGUUCGGCGAGGUGUGGGAAGGUCUGUGGAACAACACUACCCCGGUGGCGAUAAAGACGCUCAAGCCGGGCACCAUGGACCCGAAGGACUUCCUCGCGGAGGCGCAAAUCAUGAAGAAGCUCCGACACGCCAAGCUGAUCCAGUUGUACGCUGUGUGCACGAUGGAGGAACCGAUUUAUAUCAUUACGGAAUUGAUGAGAAACGGCAGUUUACUCGAAUAUUUACAAGGAAAAGGUAGAGGCCUAAAACUACAGCAAUUGAUCGAUAUGGCGGCACAAAUAGCUGCCGGUAUGGCGUAUCUGGAGUCGCAGAAUUACAUUCAUCGAGACUUGGCCGCCCGUAAUGUUCUCGUAGCGGACGGAAAUGUCGUUAAAAUCGCGGACUUUGGCUUGGCUAGACUUAUCAAAGAAGACGAGUAUGAGGCUAGAAUAGGGGCGCGCUUCCCUAUCAAGUGGACCGCCCCCGAAGCCGCCAACUACAGCAAAUUCAGUAUUAAAUCCGACGUAUGGUCAUUUGGUAUCCUGCUUACUGAAUUGGUCACGUACGGCAGAAUACCUUAUCCAGGUAUGACGAAUGCCGAGGUUCUUCAUCAGGUGGAGCAUGGCUAUAGAAUGCCGUGUCCACCUGGUUGUCCUGACACGCUUUAUAAUAUUAUGUUGGAAUGCUGGAACAAGGAUCCUAUGAAAAGACCGACUUUCGAGACGCUUCAGUGGAAACUCGAGGACUUCUUCACUAUGGAAGGUUCCGAGUACAAGGAAGCAUCUGCGUAUUGAAUAGGGAAUUCCGAAUUCUUCCAUAUUGCUCCAUUAAGAGAUAUGAUAAUUGUGCCGUCGUCGUUACAUCGUCGACGAUCGUUACGGUCUCCUUCAUUGAUCUAUUUGUGACGCUAGUUUUCGUGGUACUAUUGGACGUGUACCGCAGUUUUUAUACUCGAACAAUGAUGAUUAUUUUGCGAACGAUCAAUAGAUAAUAGCAUAGUUUUAUUUAACGGUAAAGUUUUCUGUUUUCCCGUCUUCUCUUUCUGUUCUGUCUUGACCUUUCUUUUCUACGUUCUCGUCUUCGCACAUUCUGUCUGCCAUAAAUCUCGAAGAAUGAUAUUUGUACAUUUUUAUCUAUAUGACUUGACAAACGUACAUUGGCAUUUUGAUAGCUUUACCAGGAGCGAUGACGAGGUUUUAGAUAUCGUUUUAGACCGCAGUAAGGAUGUACACGUAGACGUUAAAUGGCCUUUGUAAAAUCGUUUGUAAGCGUCAGUUAGCGUGAGGUAGACCUCGAUCAUCAGGGUGAUAAUUCCGGGUGAUGAUAAUGGUAGAAGUAGCGAUGUAAUAUAUUUGUGUACAAUAUAAGUUGUACUUUCUGUAUUACAAUUUCCGUGCAUACUAUGAUGUGACGUAAAGUCGAUUUCUAUGCAAAAUCAAUGUGACAAUGUUGAGAUAAAACGACGGACCAUAUAAAUGCACAACUUUAUCAUUCCUUCUUUCUUCUCGCUCGAGCGCGUGACAUGAAUUGCGACGUACUCCCACGAUGCGGAUACACGAAAGUCGCCGACGAAAUAAUUUUGCGCGCGCUGUGUACACGCAUGCGAAGAUCAGAAGGGAUAUAUUGUAUAAUCGGUCCGUCCAAGACAAUGCGGAAAACUGCGUUCUAUGACAAUUGCGUCGUAUGACGUUUAUAUCCUUUCGUCUAUCUCGUUUGUUUGUCACGAAAUGUGGUAAAUACUGACAUAAACUGCCAGCUAACGUUUUCUAAGAUACACUUGUUACUUAUAACGUAUAAGAUCACUUUUCGGAAGUAUACGCGUGAGAGUAUGCAUCUGUCGAAUAUAUCUAUGCAUGAGAAAUGUACGAAUUUGUUGUGGAGGCGAGAAAUCAGUUUACCGUCGUAUCUUUAAGUACUCUGAGAAGAGAAUGUACAUCACGAAUUAUCGUCAUCUUCGUUAAUCAUUCAGACAUGAUCAUGUUAUCGAAUUCGUCAUUUUUAUAUAUUUUUAUAUAUCGUGUCUAAUAUUUUAUUAUACUCAUUUAUUGUGACUUUUUACGUCUUUGAAUGACUCAAAAAAUUUGAAAAUAAUUAUUAUUACGCGUAAACAUAAGUCGAUAAUAUUAGAUAUACUUUAUAAACAUAUGACUCCAUAAUGAUAAAUGUAAAAUUAUAUAGAUAUUUUAGCAAUAUUUUGAUCCCAUUUAACACAUACGCGCAAAUAUAUACGGAAUGUGCCAAAACCAUCGCCAUUCCUUCUGUCUAUUGAUUUUUCUAUGAAUUUAGAGUUGUUUUUUCCGUAAUUGAAAUAUUAUUGGAGGCUAUCUUUCAAUCAAUUUGUGCAAUCGUUUUAUACUAAAUACUAGUAACGAUAUAAAGAUUCACAGAAUAAUUUCGUUUAAUUUUAACGUUGAUAGACUUCUUUGGUAAAACCGACUCUAAUUUCAUCAGAAAAUAAACUCCCGGGGAUUUGAUGCAAAUCAUAAAACAUCUUUACGUUCGAAUGUGUGUAUACAUAUAUAUACAUUUAUUUUAAUUAAAAAGAAAUAUAUAUGUAUGUAUGUGCGUAUGUAUGUACACGCAAUAUCAACUCUAGCAUCCAUCUUCUGUUCUGAAAUCAGAGCUGUGUUAAUAGUACCAAAUUAAUCACAAAUUUCACAAAGAAAUGCGUGCUUUUAUAGGCGGUGUUACCGUCGGCUAAAACUUUGUAAAUCUGCACGAUAAAUCUUUGUAAUACUGUUAUCUCUUAGAUUAACGAUACAUCGACCAAUUUCCCAGAAUUUAUUUUUUUUUCAGUUAAGUCUUGUCUUACAUUUCUUUGAUAAAUUUUAAUAUUUAGUAAAACAAAGUUAUUUGUAAGAGAAAAAAUGUUAGAGCAAGUAAUUUUAUAUUUUAAAGUAAAGAAAUUCAUAAAAUCGCAUGCACGAAAUCUGAGAAUUACGAAUUGUGACAACAUUGCACUAAGAAAUAAGAUAAAAAAUACUAUAUCAACUAUAGAGAGUAAUAAAUGAAAUGUAAUGCAACGAUUACAAGCACAAAACGGAUGAAAGUUUACUGGAACUACUGUUAAUUUUUAUCCAAACUCUUUCUGUAAUUACAAGGGAGAACGAUUUCUCUAUCGAAUAAUUAUAGUAAGAAUCUGUGGCGAGUGAAAAUAAAGAUACAUUAGAUGUAUAAGAAAUAAUUGAUAAAAUAAACGCAACAGUUUUGUUUAUGAAAA